Messenger RNA from Pocillopora verrucosa, 2303 nucleotides. RefSeq names its product polyadenylate-binding protein 1A-like. The record is from RefSeq and is a predicted model, not a curated record. Gene Ontology annotation, molecular function: poly(A) binding; mRNA 3'-UTR binding; poly(U) RNA binding. Lineage: Eukaryota; Metazoa; Cnidaria; Anthozoa; Scleractinia; Pocilloporidae. Gene Ontology annotation, cellular component: ribonucleoprotein complex; nucleus; cytosol.
AAAUCGUUGUCGGUUACGGUCCGUAUUAAGUAUUUUCAACGGCUUUUUAGCGUUCUUUUUCUUCAGCGACGCUAAAAGCCGCCAAAAAAAUUCAUAAAAAGUAAAAAAAGGUUCAAAAAAAAUUUAAAAGCGGAGAAAAUCUUGAAAAAAAUUCGAAAAUCUUGAAAAAAUUUCCAAACAACCCUGUUACAAGCAACAGUCAUCGCAACUCAAGUAAGUGAACCCAAAGAAGUUUGAGGAAGAUGAAUCCCAGCACUACUGGCAAUCCGAACUAUCCCGUGGCGUCUCUGUACGUCGGUGAUUUGGCAGCUGAUGUCACUGAAGCUAUGCUGUUCGAGAAAUUCAGCACAGUCGGUCCUGUUUUAUCCAUCCGAGUUUGCCGUGAUAUCGUUACCCGUCGUUCGCUUGGUUAUGCUUACGUGAAUUUUCAACAACCGGCUGCUGCGGAGAGAGCCUUAGAUACCAUGAAUUUCGAUCCGAUCAAGGGACGACCUUGUCGAAUCAUGUGGUCUCAGCGCGAUCCUUCUCUUCGCAAAUCUGGUGUCGGAAACAUUUUCAUCAAGAAUCUUGACAAGAGUAUCGAUAACAAGGCUCUUUAUGACACCUUCAGUGCUUUCGGAAACAUCCUCUCUUGUAAGAUUGCUAACGGAGAAGACGGAAACUCAAAGGGUUAUGGCUUUGUACAUUUUGACGACGAGGAUGCUGCCGAGAAUGCAAUUGCUAAAGUUAAUGGCAUGUUGCUUAAUGACAAGAAAGUUUUUGCCACGAAAUGGAUGUCCCGAAGAGAGCGUCUAGAAAAACUAGGAAACCAACCAAAGAAGUUCACCAAUGUAUACAUCAAGAAUUUUGGUGAAGACAUGACUGAUGAGGGGUUCAAAGAGCUCGUUGAUGAAUUUGGAAAAAUUCUGAGUCUCAAGGUGGUUAUUAAUGAUCAGGGACGUUCCAAGGGAUUUGGUUUUGUCUCCUUUGAAACACCAGAAGAAGCUCAAGCAUGUGUUGAUAAACUCAAUGGAAAAGACUGGAAUGGACAAAAGCUUUAUGCAGCUAGAGCGCAGAAAAGAGCUGAAAGACAGAUGGAUUUGAAGUCUCAGUUUGAGAAGAGGAAGAUCGAGCGUAUCAAUCGUUAUCAAGGCGUCAACUUGUAUGUGAAGAACUUGGAUGAUACCAUUGAUGAUGUGCGCCUUCGUGAGGAAUUUACUCCGUAUGGAACCAUCACCAGUGCUAAAGUAAUGAUGGAUGAGAAGAACAAUUCCAGGGGGUUUGGUUUUGUGUGUUUCUCUGCUCCUGAAGAAGCCACCAAAGCUGUAACUGAGAUGAAUGGAAGGAUUCUGGUAUCCAAGCCUUUGUAUGUAGCCCUGGCCCAGCGCAAGGAGGAGAGGAAGGCUCAGCUUGCAGCACAGCACAUGCAACGUAUUGCUGGUUUGAGAAUGCAACAGGCGGCUGGUCAGCAGGUCGGACAGGUUUUUCCUCAAGCAGGAGCAUUUUACAUGCAGCCUUUGACUCAGGCUGGGCAGCGCCCCUUCUUUCCACCACAAAUGCAACAAGUACGCCCUCGAUGGCAGCCAAUGCAGCCACAGCAGCAAGUGCGACAGCCUGGGAUGCAAGGAAUGCCAGGAGCAGGACAGGUUCCACGUGCCAGAGGCAUCCGUCAGGUUCCACCCAGAGGAGUGCCUGGCCAGCAGCAGACUGCAGGGGCUGGAGGGCCCAACCAGCGUGUGGGAGGAGGCAUGGGCCAAGCACAGCAGGUACGUGGUCCUGGCAUGCAGGGUCAGGGCCAGAGACCUACCUACAAGUUCCAGCAGAAUGUUCGUAACCAGCCAGCACAGGGACACCCAGCAGGAGUGGCCAUGCAACCACAUGAUCAGGUUCAACAGCCCAUCGCUAUCCCAGGACAAAACUCCAUUGAUCCGAGCCAGCUUGCUGCAGCCUCCGCUCAGGACCAGAAACAGAUGUUAGGAGAGCAUUUGUUCCCACUGAUCCAGCUCACCCACCCUGAACAAGCUGGAAAAAUCACUGGCAUGUUGCUGGAGAUUGAUAAUGCUGAGUUGCUGCAUAUGUUAGAUUCACGGGAAGCACUGUCCGCCAAGAUUCAAGAGGCAGUGUCCGUGUUGCGUGCCCAUAAUGCCAAGGAAAAGUCCACCGAGAUGAAGAACUGAAGCUUUGUGUCUGUCCCUCAAGGUUCACUUUUAACCGGAUAAGACUUAAAAAUUUGAAGAAACCAUUACCUGAUUUUGUUUUCUUUACCAUGGAUUUGACGAGUUACUUGAAUGAUCAAUAAAGUUGUUUCAUCAAUUUAAAAAGUA